AUGUGGGUUUUCACAUUUGGUAUUGGUGACGGAGCUUCUACCAGGUUGAUAAAGAAUGUUGCGAAAGCCAGUAAUGGAAAAGCAAUUUUUAUCAAGGAUAAAGAUAACAUGCAAGCAAAGGUGAUAACAGCAAUGAAAGGAUCGUUAGACAAUUGUUUGUCAGAAGUCAGUCUGCAUUGGGAUAUUCCUAAAUGCUUUACAAUUACAGAUAUCCCUAAGGAGCCUCCUGUCGUCUUCCACGGAGAUAAACUUGUUUUGUUUGCCUUGUUAAAAUCUUCUGAUGCAGAGAGUGGCAUUUCAGGUUUCUUCACAUUAAAAGGAAGAAUAGAAGAAAAGAAUAUAAGUCAUAAAGUGAAAAUAGAAAUUCCAAGUUCUUCUCACAAUGAUUUACCUUUACAUCGUGUGGCAGCUAAAUACCAGAUCAAAGACUUAGAAAAUGAUGAUGAUUUAAGUUAUAGAGGACAUGGGAGAAAUAAAGACAAGAUUGUAUUGGUAAGCCAAGCAGCCAACAUUAUCUCCAAAUAUACAGCAUUUGUAGGUGUUGAUAAAGAUUCAAAAGUUCCUCUCUCAGUACUGAAAGAACCCCGACGCAUGCCACGACUAUGCAGUUCUUCUUUUGAUGAAGAAAUGCUAGAAAAAUCACAAUUGAAGGUGGCAAAUGUGCAUUCAAUGCCAUUAGAUGUUUCGUGCUAUAAGUUAACGCAGAAAGAGGUGCUAGGAUUGGUUCCCCUAGGCAUUUCCCGCAAGAAAAUGACAUAUAGUGGAAAGACGGAUCGGGAAGAGGACACACAAAUGGACUAA
Molecule: messenger RNA, 801 nt
Organism: Mytilus trossulus (common blue mussel)
Lineage: Eukaryota; Metazoa; Mollusca; Bivalvia; Mytilida; Mytilidae
Product: von Willebrand factor A domain-containing protein 5A-like
Exons: 8
Coding region: 1-801 (266 amino acids)
Source: RefSeq, a predicted model, not a curated record